AUGAAUACUUCCGCAGGGAAUUUUUUCGAAGCCAUUAAUUUUCCACGAUGGAAGAUUGGACUGUUGGCCGACUUAUUGUGCUACAUUAUCUAUAUUCAUAUGGUACUGUUUGGUUUUAUCCUUGGCAUCGUCAACCUUUUUUGUUGCCUUAUUUCUACCUUACAAAGUAGCUGCCCUGAUCUUGGCCUUUACUGGGAUGGUAGGUUCGUUAUCCAGACGGCAUUCCAUAGAUACCGUGAUCUGAAUAUUGGAGAUCCUCUUCCCGUUAAAAAGCAUUUGGUUAACAAGGGUGAAAAGGACUUAAAGAUGAUGGGGGAAAUUCUUUCCCGUGGAAAUAUUGUAGUUUGUCCUGAGGGAACAACUUGCAGGGAACCAUAUUUGCUGAGGUUUAGCCCUUUGUUCGCAGAAUUGAGCGAUGAUAUAAUUCCAGUUGCCUUAUAUGGAAAACUUUAG
This is a messenger RNA of Fraxinus pennsylvanica, 453 nucleotides long. The record is from the annotation of a GenBank genome assembly. NCBI's taxonomy places the organism in Eukaryota, Viridiplantae, Streptophyta, Magnoliopsida, Lamiales, Oleaceae.